Messenger RNA from Exophiala aquamarina CBS 119918, 1608 nucleotides. RefSeq lists its product as uncharacterized. The transcript has a single exon. The record is from RefSeq and is a predicted model, not a curated record. NCBI's taxonomy places the organism in Eukaryota, Fungi, Ascomycota, Eurotiomycetes, Chaetothyriales, Herpotrichiellaceae. Gene Ontology annotation, biological process: regulation of transcription by RNA polymerase II. Gene Ontology annotation, cellular component: nucleus. Bases 1 to 1608 code for a protein of 535 amino acids.
AUGGCCGACAUUGACAUCGACAUCGACUCAGACGACGACUUUGAGAAUGUCGAUCUGGCCGACUACGACCUGAACUACUCCGAGGGAACGGUCAGCGGUCAGAUCGACGAUACUCCAGCCUCCACCCCUCCUUCCACUUCCACCACUUCCGCGCGACAGCCAGGAAAAUCCUUCCCGUGUCCUUGGGAAAAUUGUCACAAAUCGUUCAAUCGUCAGGCUAGGCUUAAGGAGCAUCUGCGAUCACACACAAAUACUCGCCCUUUCAAAUGCCCCUACGUGCCAUGUACCAAGGCGUUCCUCCGUGAUUCUCACCUCAAACACCAUGUCAAGAGCCAACAUGUUAAGUUGCGUGACCAUCCAUGCACUUUUGAAGGCUGCGACAAGAGUUUCGUAACGGCUACAAGAUUGCGCAGACAUGUGGAAACUCACCAAGACAAAGAUCGGUUCCGUUGUAACCACCCCGAUUGUGACCAGACCUUCAGAAAACAAGGCACCUUAGACCGGCAUAUAUUGUCUUUUCACAAGAACAUCAAGCCAUUUCCAUGUGAGGAGACAGAUUCGGUCACUGGCCAGCCAUGCACAAAGGCAUACGACACCGCCGAGAAAUUGCGCACCCACCAGCGCGCCAAGCAUGAUCCCUCUCGAUUUUCCUGUGAUGAUUGCAAGGAAUUGAACGAAGCUCAUCGCGCAUCUGGACAAUUCGAUCGGAUAGUCGUGGCAUAUUUCCCAACGUACGGUGAAUUUCAGGCUCAUCUGAAGAUUGUCCACCCUCCGACAUGCUCUCACUGUCCUACGUCCUUCACCACCAACAAGGAACUGACUCGACAUCUGGAAAUCCAGCAUGGCAUUCUCCUGCCUACUUCGUCCAAAAAGGCCCCGUCCUUCCCUUGUACACACGGCUGUGGCAAGGUCUUUACCAAGAGAGGCAAUUUGAAUGUCCAUGUCAAAACGGUUCACGAGAACAGCCGGGACUUUGUGUGUGGUAAAACUGAAGUUGCCUUGCCAGAUGAGCUUCAAAACCAGGAGGAUUUGGUUGUUGAAGGUUGUAACCGUGGUUUUACCACCAAAGCCAGCCUUGAAGAGCACAUCCGCACCGCACACCUUGGCCUUGAAAGUAAGCGUAUGAUUCGUGAGAAGAAACGCAAAGCAGAACAGUCUGUCGAUGAAGGUCCAGCUUCUGUGCCUCGUAAACGAAAGGCUCGCAAAGACAAAGGCGCCCGAAAGACUUCAGCUAUAGACGGGUUGGUUGGUGGCCCAGGGAAGCAAGAGGAUUUCUUGUACUAUGGCCUUGGAGAUUACGAUCAUGGUGAUGUCGACAAUGUCUCGGAUAAUGAUGAAGCCCUAUCGGGAUCCAUGACUAUGCUGGGAGAUGAGAUCUACCACUCCGGCAAUGCGUACCAUUACCUAUCCGGAGAAUAUCCGACUUCCAACCCACCCAAUAGUUUAGCCACCAGCAAACAAUCCAACACACAUGCGACCCGUGCUGACGACCUUGCGGACGAUAACAUCUUUCCUUUCGAAGAUUACAACUUUAACGGCCCGUCAGAUUACAUCGUUAAUGACGACUUCUAUGGUGCUUUCGAACAGCACACCUUGGACCCGCUUUAG